AUGGUUGAAAUCUCAGAAGAAGAGGACGAUGUCUCGAAGAAUAAUAAUAAUAAUAAAUCGUUCAAAUACGUGUUCAUCCCGUGCGACGAGACGCAACCCAUCGAGGAGAAACUCUUAGAUAUUCCACCAGGGAGAGAGAUGGAGUGUUUGUUGGACGCGUUAAAGACGCACUUUCUCGAGAGCGGGAUGCAAUCCAUGGAAGACACAUCGGUCACGAAAGAUCAGCAGAACGCGAGGUUGAAAAAGCAGUUGGAAAAGCAAUCCGGGCAGAAAAUCGACGACGAGAUGUUAAAAGUCGCGGCGAACAUGCAAAUGGUCCAACCGGUGGCGUUACUCCCCGGCGGCACGAAGAAUAAUUUCAUUCACGUGAACAUGUACGUGGACGAUAAAGGGAUAUCGAAAGGAUUACGUUUGAACAAAAGAGCGAGCGACUUUACGCAAUUAGUGAACAUGCCGAAUCACGUGGCCGGGGACGCGUUCGUGGCGAGGAUAUUUGACGACGAAAAGAGCGAUUUUAAGAGAAUAGAUUUUAGUUUGGACGAGUUGCGCUCGGACGCCAAGUGGGUGGAAGAGGCGAUUAAGUUGAACACGGAAAGAAGACAGAAUUUAGGGAACGCGCACGAGAAAAUCAGUAAAAUGGGUGGAAGCUUAAACACCGAGAGUGGAAUGGCGUCGUUUGGUGACGCCGAAGGAGGAUUGGGAAGUAUGAUGACGGAGAACUACCAAGCGCCGCCGACGGAGGCUGAUUUAAACCAGGAAAUCGCCGUCGAAGGCACGAAAACUUCCUACCCGUACACCUGGAUGCAAGACGAAGAGGAGGUGGUUUUGAUUGCAAACGUCCCGGGAGACGUGGAAAAGAACUCAAUCUCAUUAAAAUUCGGUCCAGGGCAGAACAAAAUAGAUUUAUCGUGCGCAAAAAUCCAGCCGAAUACCGUCGUCUCCGCGGAGGAGACGUUGUUCCAAGAUAUCGUCCCUGGCGACUCCUCGUGGUCGCUGGUGAAACAAAAAGACGGCACGAAAAACUUAGAGGUGACUUUAGUCAAAGCUAAAGAGAAGUUACGAUGGUUGUGUUUUACUUUGAUGCGAAGUGGAGAGGAACAAAAGAAAUAG
Messenger RNA from Bathycoccus prasinos, 1110 nucleotides. RefSeq lists its product with no specific name. The record is from RefSeq and is a predicted model, not a curated record. Lineage: Eukaryota; Viridiplantae; Chlorophyta; Mamiellophyceae; Mamiellales; Bathycoccaceae. The transcript has a single exon. The coding region runs from base 1 to 1110 and encodes 369 amino acids.